AAUUAUUCAUAGGCCUACUAAUUUUUUCCCACUGGUGACCUUACAAUAGGAUUCAGUUCGAAAAAGUGACAAACAAUUUAUAUCCAUUAUUACAUACAAAUGGUUCUUGUACUUUUGCGAGUUUCUUUUCUCGAGAACGUUUGUAAAUCUCGUAGACAUGGUAGACAGAGCAAGAUGGCGGCGCGCAAUCCUGGUACCGAACUUGAUUUGGAAUGGGUUGAGAGUGUGCGUGUGAAUAAACCAGCAUGCUUCAGAAGGGCAGAAGAGUUGAAAGUUCGCAGGGGAGUCAAGAAAAACACACAGAUUGCCUGGUUGCUAAAGGCAAUGACCUGUAUUGACCUAACAACCUUGUCAGGUGAUGAUACAGAGACCAAUGUGGGGAGACUUUGUUUCAAAGCAAAACAGCCUAUGAGGCCUGACCUCCUGGAAGCUGUUGGCAUGCAAGACAGAGGUUUGACAGUUGGGGCGGUCUGUGUGUACCCAGCAAGAGUGGCUGAUGCUGUCCAAACAUUGAAAGCACUAGGAGCCUCUCACAUCCCUGUUGCAUCAGUUGCUACUGGUUUUCCUGCUGGACAGACACACUUCAAGACAAGACUUGCAGAGAUCAAAAUGGCUGUAGAGGAUGGAGCUAGGGAGAUUGAUAUUGUCAUCAACAGAGCUUAUGCUCUAGCUGGCAACUGGAAAGGUGUAUAUGAAGAGGUCCGAGCAUUCCGUGAGGCUUGUGGACCAGCUCAUAUGAAGACUAUCUUAGCUACAGGGGAACUAGGCUCAUUAGUGACUGUGUACAAAGCAAGCUUAGUAGCAAUGAUGGCAGGCUCUGAUUUCAUCAAAACAUCAACUGGUAAGGAAGGGGUGAAUGCCAUCCUUCCUGUUGGUUUGGUUAUGGUAAGAGCUAUCAGAGAAUACCACAAGAAGACAGGAUACAGGGUUGGUUUCAAGCCAGCUGGUGGUAUACGCACAGCUAAGGAUUCAUGUGCAUGGUUAGCCUUGAUGAAGGAAGAGCUAGGAAAUGAUUGGUUGACCCCUGACCUGUUCCGUCUUGGGGCAAGCUCAUUGUUGGGUGAUAUUGAGAGGCAGAUCUUCCAUGGUGUAACUGGCCGAUACGCAGCAGCGCAUGAAUUUGCUAUGGCUUAGAGGUACAUGUACUGUCAUCUUUGAUUCCCUUCAGUACUGAGUUUGGUUUCGAGAUAACUUAAGUCACUCCACUUUUCGAUAAUUCAGUUUGCAAGCAACCCAUGACCACUGUGAGUGACAUUGAGUACCAUCCGCCACACUGACUUAUUGGAAUGUUGUUACACUGAACUGUGAAUUCUCUGGAUUCAGACAGAGAUCCUUUAUAGUGUGAGAUUUGAAACACCAGUGGAUUGUUCGAGGUGGUUCGAAAUAGUGCAGUGACUAUGAGUUAAAGCAACAUUGCAUUUAUUCUGGAUGAUGCAAAUAGGAUGUGGAUGUAAUAACAAAAGCUCUGACUCCAAAUUUAAAUUUAGAUUUCUUGUUGCAUAAUACGGACUUGAGUAAUCUACGUAGUAGACAUCUUUGAUGCACAAAGACACAUAUCAUCUUGGGCAUGGCUUGGAUUUUCUCCCUAAAGAGGGGCCAUUUUUUUUAGUAUUUUAAAGCAACUUUGUGAUUUUCAUCCCCUUUCAUCGUUUUCUCAUUUCUUUUGUUUGUCCCCCAUUCACUUUCAAUUUAUCAAUUUUAUUUUUGGGGGGGGCUAGUGGCUCCCACUGCCACACCCAUGCAUGUCAUCCAUUUAAUGUCAUCAUUUUAUUACAUUGAGUGUUUCAUCAUCUUGACAGCCUAUUUGAAGCAUAACUCCUUCCUGAACUAUGAACUAUCAACACGUUGUGUACUAAUAUGUUAGUCAUCUCAGUCAUCAGUUGUCCCUCUGUGUGUUUUAUACAGACUGUGUCUGUUCAGAACCAGAAUACCAAGGGUGCACAAAGAGUCAAAUUGUCAUAAAUCUUUCUUCUGAAACUAUCGCUUUGAUUAACCCUAACACUCCUCAGACCUUCACCUGUUGGAGGACUGAGGAGUGUUAGGGUUAAGGAUUAAGUAAUGAAAAUAUGAAGUCAUUAUCUGUUGUACCUACAACGCUGCAGCUUCUCUGUAUGGUGGAAAAUCAGUCUUGAAAUUUAAUAGGUUUUUGCAUUUCAAAGAGUACCUGUAUUCUAACAAUAUUUAUAACAAAUUUAAGGGCAUAUUUCACUUUGGGGAUUUUUCUGGAUGUAUUAAACACUGAAUAAACAAACACUUGUUAAACACUAGAUAUAACAUUGGCUAUUGUAUUUAAAUUUGUGGUUUUCGGCCUAGUAUGUUUACUCCAAUUUUUUUGGCAUUACAGUUGUUGACUGAGGGCAAAUUUAUUUUCAUUAAAUGUUUAUAAAGCUCAAUAUUUGUACUAAUUCUGUGAUUUAUACUGUAAAGUCUUCCAACAGAUGGAGCGAAUGUUUUUCAUUGUAAGGCUUCAGGUUUAUGAUUUUGAGUCAGUUCAAGACAUCAGUAAACCAUUUUGGACAAUGGUUUUUUAAUAAUUUACCUAAAGAUUGGAAAGGUUUUAAGUAUUACCAAUCAGUAUGAAUGUGACAUACUGAUUGCAUAUUGUAAAUUAAAUCAUGAAUAAACAUUGACUUUCCAUGUUUAUUUUCCAGA
This is a messenger RNA of Acanthaster planci (crown-of-thorns starfish), 2652 nucleotides long. It is a transcript of the gene dera, whose product is annotated as deoxyribose-phosphate aldolase. Gene Ontology annotation, molecular function: deoxyribose-phosphate aldolase activity. NCBI's taxonomy places the organism in Eukaryota, Metazoa, Echinodermata, Asteroidea, Valvatida, Acanthasteridae. The record is from RefSeq and is a predicted model, not a curated record. Gene Ontology annotation, cellular component: cytoplasm. Gene Ontology annotation, biological process: deoxyribonucleotide catabolic process; carbohydrate catabolic process.